Molecule: messenger RNA, 2496 nt
Organism: Scatophagus argus
Lineage: Eukaryota; Metazoa; Chordata; Actinopteri; Scatophagidae
Gene: tmem178bb
Product: transmembrane protein 178B
Exons: 5
Coding region: 440-1324 (294 amino acids)
Cellular component (GO): membrane
Source: RefSeq, a predicted model, not a curated record
CCUAUCAAACGUGCUGGUGAUGCUGACUGUGCUCACUGAUCCCUCUACUCCCCCCCGCCCCCCUUCUGCUGAUGGACUGCGGUGGUCUGCCUGGGCUGUAUUUGGACAAUCUACAUCAGACAGAUGGCUGCAGAAGAUUCGGGGCUGAGAUGAGAUAAGCAUCCUCUGCCUCCGCCGAGCCUCUGCAGCGCCGAGCACGCAGCAGAGAGACGUUGUCACUUUAUAGCCGAAAACACCAGAAGAAAGGAAUUAUCAUUUUAUUUUGCCAGUGAGCUGUGGUUUCCCGGACAGGUUUUUGCCUCCUGUCUGCACCGACUUCUCCGCCUCGAUAAUGAUUGUGACGCUGUUCUCCAGAGGUGAUGUGAGCUGAAGUUGCGGGGAAGCCGCAGAGGAGCUGUCCGUUUGUCGAGGUGCUGAUGCGGCUGUGACAGAGGCGAGCAUGGCUGCCGGGAAGUUACUGCUCUACGCUGGACUGUCUCUUUCUCUUUGCGCCCUGGGAAUGCUAGCAGUGGCGAUGUGCUCAGACCACUGGUACGAGACUGACGCCAGGAGGUACAGGGACCGGUGCCGAAGCUUUUCCAGCCGCCGCAAGGACCCGGGCUUCAUCUACAUCCCCAACAACAGCCUGCCGCUGCGGGCCAGCAGGAGCAGCCUGCCCCGAUGGGAGGAGAAGCUGCUGCUGGCCCGGAACCGGCGACAGCUGUUCGCCAUGAGCGCCGCGGAUGAGUGCAACAGACAGUAUAACUCAACCAACAUGGGGCUGUGGAGGAAAUGCCACAGGCUUGGCUUCGAUCAAGAAAUGGAAGCCCUCAUCCAGAAAGGGUCCAUUGCCAGGUGCUCUUACAUCAAGUAUCACUACUCCUCGGCUACGAUACCCAAAAACCUCUCCUACAACAUCACCAAGACAAUAAGGCAGGAUGAGUGGCACUCCCUCCACUUGAGGCGAAUGACUGCAGGUUUCAUGGGCAUGGCGGUGGCCAUCAUCCUGUUCGGUUGGAUCAUUGGUGUGCUUGGCUGCUGCUGGAACAGAGGCCUCAUGCAGUAUGUGGCUGGCCUCCUCUUCCUCAUGGGAGGAACCUUCUGCAUUAUCUCUCUCUGUACCUGCGUUGCCGGCAUCAACUUUGAGCUUUCACGCUACCCACGGUACCUGUAUGGCCUGCCUGACGACAUUGGCCAUGGCUAUGGCUGGUCCAUGUUCUGUGCAUGGGGAGGCCUGGGCCUCACCCUCAUCGCAGGCUUCUUCUGCACCCUGGCUCCAUCUGUUCAGCCGAUCCCCCGAUCCACCUGCCCCAAGUCCAGACAGGAGAACGGCACCGUCUGCUAAAGCUGUCAGCCAUGAGAAGACUAACUGAACCCAUAGACUAACCACAAACAAACAGAGAAACUGCUCCAUUUGUUCAUCUGUCCGCUCAUCUCCCGUCUCUCCUGGUUAAAGAUUUUUUUAAAUUUAUGUGUGUGUGUUUAAAAAUGGGUGUCUUAAUGAUCUGCUAUUUUGAAAAUAACAGAAAAAAACAUAGGAACUAAAGAAAUGUUAUCAAAAAUUUGAAAUUCUAAUUGUUUUAUUGUUAUGACGCAGACACUGGACCAUGACCAUAAAAUGGUAAAGGAAAUUUGGGAAAAACUAGAUUGUGGAUGGUAAGUGGUUAUAACAAAAGAGGGCGAACUCCAGAUGGGAAGUGCCUCUAUUAACUGUGACUGUGGAGAUCUCAGUGACUCAACACUAUUGGAGUAAAACUAUAAGAUUGUUAAGAUCAAGUGAAAAUGUUGUGGAAGUUCCUCAUGGAGUUGGCCUCUUGGAGCCUCCUGUGGGAUAACGGAGCAGACAUGAAACUGUGUGACAUACUGAGCUCGGAUCAUGUUUGUGGCAACCUGCUCACCUCAAGUGUUUCAGGUCCCUCCAGUUAGUUCGGACGUUCAGGCAGCAAGAAGAUGAAAGAUCUCCACUGUUGUACAUAACUGUACAGAAUAUACCAGACAAAAGACAACCAAGAACUUUCAUGUUGGACCAUUUUCAUUCAGGUGUAGGUGCAUUCCAUUGUGUCUGAUGAUCCCAUUUAGCAUUUUAUACAUGCAUUCCACUAUUGGUCAAAGUGUAUUUCCUUUCUACUGGACCCAUCAUGCCGUGAACAAACUGGUGACUGAGCGUUCUUUCAGAGCAAAUGUUGUGUUUGUUUGAUUUUUCCCAUUCUAGUCAUAGAGGUAAAUGUGUGUCUGUGUGUCUGUGUGUGCGUAUGUGUGGGAGGCACUGUUUUGCAGUCUCUAUCGAAAAAAGUUGUAAAAAUGAUCAUAAUGACAAAGUGGAGCCCUGCCUUGUGGAUGUAUAAAGACAUGAGCUUUGAUGAACAGAAAGACAUAAUGGAAAGAUGUAGUAUCCUGUUUAACCCAACUGAGUUCUGCCUUGUCAUCUUUUCUACAGCAGACACACAGAUAAAGUGUGAUUAUGAAGAGUCUUUUUAAAGGGGGUAACAUUUUCAACUUUGUACUCUGCUGCCCUGA